Poecilia reticulata (guppy) is the source of this 4013-nucleotide messenger RNA. NCBI's taxonomy places the organism in Eukaryota, Metazoa, Chordata, Actinopteri, Cyprinodontiformes, Poeciliidae. The record is from RefSeq and is a predicted model, not a curated record.
UGUCAUGAGCGUCAAUUGUCAGCAUUGAACACCAGAUGGCGGUGUUUCUCGGCUUUGAGUUUUCAGAAUCCUUGCGCGUUCUUGGAAAUGUUUAUUCCCACCCCUCAGUGCCUCCCCUGUGUAGGCAGGGUGAGCAGAACAGUGGACAGUACAGACAUGCAUUUUGCAAGCGGCUCACAUUGAAAACUAAUAAAGCAGAUGUCAGCGCAGCCUCGCAGGACCAUGGGAGGUUGCGCAGGUGAGCCGACGUGAAACGCAACGCUCCGCACAUGGAACUGUAUUGUUAGACCUAACCCGCACUGUGACAGUUUGAGGACAAGAGACAUGUCAGGAGACAGAAUGACAGCAGUCCGCGGAGCCCACUCACACAACGCGAGCCCUGCGACUCCAAAGGAGAACGGACACAGCGUCCAGCAUGCGUCCAACUUUCCCCAUACCUCUCCGGGGAGCGCACUCGACGACACCCCGGUGUAUUCCAGCAGCGAGCUCACCCACACAUGGGUCCACUUCGUAAAGACUUUUGUCAUAAUUUUCCCAAUUUACGCCCUGGGGUAUUUUGAAUUCAGUUUCAGCUGGCUGCUGAUUGGACUUUUUAUCUUUUUCUGCUGGAGGAGAAACGCAGGAGGGAAGCUCAGCCGGCUGAGCCGAGCACUUGCUUUCUUUGACCAAGAGGAGCGAUGUGCCAAACAUAGUCUAACCAGCUCUGAUUUACCACCAUGGGUCCAUUUCCCAGAUGUAGAGCGGGUGGAGUGGUUAAACAAGACUGUCAUGCAGAUGUGGCCGUACAUCUGUCAGUUUGUGGAAAAACUGUUCCGCGAGAUGAUCGAGCCGGCGGUGAAGGAGUGCCAUGUCCAUCUCAGCACCUUCUGCUUCAGUAAGAUCGACAUAGGAAACAAACCGCUCAGGAUCAAUGGAGUCAAGGUUUAUACAGAAAAUGUGGAUCGGAGGCAGAUCAUCAUGGACCUGCAGAUCAGCUUUGUUGGGAACACUGAGAUUGAUGUGGACAUCAAACGCUACUACUGCAAAGCUGGGAUCAAGAGCAUUCAGAUCCACGGUGUGAUGAGAGUGGUGAUGGAGCCCUUGCUGGGGGAUGUGCCUCUAGUUGGAGGACUGUCCCUAUUUUUCCUCAAGAAGCCACUUCUAGACAUAAACUGGACUGGCCUCUCAAAUAUCCUGGACAUUCCUGGGCUCAACGGCUUCUCCAACAAUCUGAUUCAAGACAUAAUCUACAGUUAUUUGGUUUUACCCAACCGAAUCACUAUCCCUCUGGUUGGUGUGGAGGACCUGGCCAAGCUACGAUUUCCAAUGCCUAAGGGAGUGCUAAGGAUUCACUUCCUCGAGGCUCAAGAUCUGGAAGGAAAGGAUCAAUUUCUCGGAGGACUCAUCAAGGGAAAGUCGGACCCUUAUGGCAUCCUGCAUGUCAGCAACCAAAUGUUUCAGAGCAAGACGAUUAAGGAGAGCCUCCAUCCCAAAUGGAACGAGGUUUAUGAGGCUCUCGUGUAUGAACCUUCUGGUCAACAUCUGGAGAUUGAGCUGUUUGAUGAAGAUCCGGACAAAGAUGACUUCCUUGGAAGCCUCCUGAUUGAUUUGACCAAAGUGUACAAUGAACAGAAGGUUGAUGAGUGGUUUGAACUAGAAGAAACACCUACAGGGAAACUCCACUUAAAACUGGAGUGGCUGUCUCUAUUCUCCACCCCAGAGAAGCUGGACCAGGUUUUAAGAUGUGUGCGCGCAGAUAGAAGCCCAGCAAAAGAUGGACUCUCGUCAGCACUAUUAGUGGUCUUUCUGGACUCGGCGAAGAAUUUGCCAAGCAACCUGUCAGAUAUCACCCAUGACGGGUUGAAGCAAGUCUCGGUCUUUAAGGCCCUGAAGUCGGCCAAGAAGAACAGCAGUGAACCCAGCCCUUAUGUCCACUUCACAGUUGGGCACAAAACCCUUGAGAGUAAGAUCCGUUACAAGACCAGGGAGCCUCUGUGGGAGGAUUCCUUCUCUUUCCUCGUUCACAAUCCCACAAGGCAGGAGCUCGAAGUGGAGAUAAAGGAUGAUAAGCAUAAAUGCACACUGGGUAUCCUACGGGUGCCUUUGAGUGACCUGCUGUCAGAGGAGGACAUGACGCUGGCUCAGUGCUUUCCUCUGAAGAACUCUGGACCCAGCUCCACCAUCAAACUAAAGAUGGCUUUAAGGAUACUUUCACUGGAGAAGCAGUUCUCUUCAGACCUGCCCUCUGCGGUCCAGGUCAGGAAGUCCAGUGUUCCCCAGAUGGCCCCGGCCCCGGCCCCCUCGUUGAGUCAGUCCGCCUCAGAGUCCCAGCUGCUUUCUGCCACGCCUUCAAAGCCAGUUCGCGCCUCCACUCUCACCCUCCAGGACCCCGACGGCGAGCCAUACUCCGCCAGCCCUCGCCGCAGCAUACCCAACCUGAACACCAGUAUGUCCAGUUCCCAGAAGUACCUGCCUCACAAGGAGUCCACUCCCAGCCUGGCGUCGGACAUCUCUUUGCCCAUCGCCACCCUGGAGCUUCAGCAAAGACUUCAUCAGCUGCAGAAUGGCUCGGCCUCCAGUCAGUACCCGCUGGGUAAGAUCCAGCUCACUGUUCGGCACAGCUCCCAGAGGAACAAACUUGUUGUGGUGGUGCACUCUUGCCAAAACCUGAUAGCCUUCACCAAAGACGGCUCGGAUCCCUUCAUACGGCUGUACCUGCUGCCUGACAAGAGCCGGUCGGGAAGGCGGAAGACGAGCACGAUGAAGAGGACUCUUAACCCGGUUUAUGAUCAAACGUUUGAGUUCAAUGUCUCCACGGUGGAGCUGCACAGGAGAACUCUGGAUGUAGCGGUAAAGAAUGGAAGGAGCAUCCUGUCCAAACACAAAGGCCUUCUGGGAAAGGUGCUGGUAGAUUUAAGUGGAGACGACAUAUCAAAAGGAUUCACUCGGUGGUAAUCAAAACUUUUAAUCUGGAUUCUUAUUCUUUUCUUUCAUUCACUGAUUUAAAGAGAGUCUUGUUGGUUUAGCCCUUUAAUAUUUUGUUCUGCAGGUAUAAUUUAACGGAAGACGGUUCAUCAUCUCAAGAAUUGAGAAGAAGUCAAGAAUCCCUCAUCACACAGUGAAACCUCUCCGUACUCUAAAAGUUUAUUUGUUUUUCAGACUAUUUAUUAUGUUUUUUUCACAAAAUUGAAAAAAAUUUGGGCAUUCAAGAGGCUUUCUUUUUUGAGAAAAACGGCUAAAGACAUACUAUACUUUAAAGUAGUAAAAAAAAAUGCAAACCGUCUUGUUUUUGUUUGCCGAGUUUUAUGUAAAUAUCAAUACUGUGCAUAUUUAUAUAAUUAAAAAAAAAAUAUUUGCAGACUUUUUCAUGGAAUUAUGUUUCCUUAAUGGAAGUUUUGUAGAAAUAUGUCCAAAUAACUAGAAAUUUCUGUGACAUUUAUGCAAAAAAAAUGAGACAAAAUCUGUUUUGUUGUUUGUAAAAAUGAACCAAAGGAACAGAUACAAUCCCACGCAUUGGCCUCAUAAGUAGCACUCCUUUUUUGUUAUUUAUGUUAGUUUUGUUUUUAUUUUUUUUGUCAUGCAGUGUUAUUGAUCGUUUACGUUCUAUUGGUCUUUAUGCCUGUAAAAAAAAAUACAUGUGAUGCAUGUAUGCAAAUUGUAUUUAUUUUUGGAGAUUUGUACAAUAUUUUGAAUUUUAUCUGAGAUGCUGAAGAAAGUGGCAUUUAGGGCUAUGAACAAGUGCUGCAAACUACAUACGUAUGUAAAAGAGGAUACUUGAAUAAGGGUUUGAAGAGUUUCAAACCAAAUGUGAGUCACGUGAACAAAGGGAGAUCACUUUUUAUGAUCAGGUUGCUGCAACAUGUUGAGAUGAUGCAUCUUUGACUAUCUGCUUGUAAAUGUUUUGCCUUGCAAUUUUAACUGUUUGUUGCAACUUUUCAACACAUUUCUUCUGAUCUAUCUUGUGCCUUAAAAACCUGCGAUGUGAGUUUUUUUUUUUUGUUGUUGUUCUAAAAUAUUAACAUUUUCAAACAUUU